Phragmites australis (common reed) is the source of this 1788-nucleotide messenger RNA. RefSeq names its product homeobox protein knotted-1-like 10. Lineage: Eukaryota; Viridiplantae; Streptophyta; Magnoliopsida; Poales; Poaceae. Bases 540 to 1445 code for a protein of 301 amino acids. The transcript has 5 exons. Gene Ontology annotation, molecular function: DNA binding; DNA-binding transcription factor activity, RNA polymerase II-specific. Gene Ontology annotation, biological process: regulation of DNA-templated transcription. The record is from RefSeq and is a predicted model, not a curated record. Gene Ontology annotation, cellular component: nucleus.
AAAAACACCUAAUUAAACUUUUCCUGCUAGCUAUUCUUUCCCUUUUCCCAAUCUUCCUUCCUUCUCUCUGGCAGCGCUCCAUCCUCCCAGAGCCAGAGGCCAGAGGCCAGAGAAGCCAGCCCACCGCCCCACCCCCAUGUAUCCCGCUGCUGCUGCAAAGAUCACGCUCAGCUCCUGCGCCUGCAGCACCAACAGAAGCAGCAGCGGCGGCGGCGGCAGCAGCACAGACUGCAGUGCAAACGGCUGCUGCUAGUUUCCCCAUAAUCUCUGCUCCUCCCCCUUCCUUUUUCUUCUGCUGCAGUUGCUUCUUCUUCCUCUUCCUCCUCCUGGAGGCUGCAGUUGCAACCCAUAUCCACACAAACCCCAGGAACCAAACAAAUAAAGAAACAGAACUACCAGAGUCUUCUACUACUAUUAUAUGGAUGUGUGCACAGAUGCAUGGAGAUAGGGAGAAGAUAUAUUAUAGCUGGAGGUAGCUUCGCUUUCUUGGUAGCUAGGUAGCCGAGUUGCAGCCAAGAAGAUUGGGAGGAGUGGUGGGCAUGGAUGAUCUGUACAGCAUCCACCCGGGAAUCUCGCGGGCCGGGGGCGCCGCCGCUGCGGCCAGCGAGGCGUCCGGGGUCGCCGGUGGAGCGGGCUCGCCCCCGGCAGCGCCGCCUCCCCCACCGCCGGCGGAUCUGACGGAGCUGGUGAAGGCGCAGAUCGCCGGACACCCGCGCUACCCCUCUCUCCUCUCCGCCUACAUCGAGUGCCGCAAGGUGGGCGCGCCGCCGGAGGUGGCCACGCUGCUGGAGGAGAUCGGCCAGGAGAGGUGCGCCGCCGCCUCCGCCACCGGGGAGGUCGGCCUCGACCACGAGCUCGACGAGUUCAUGGAGGCGUACUGCCGGGUGCUGGAGCGUUACAAGGAGGAGCUGUCGCGGCCGUUCGACGAGGCGGCGUCCUUCCUCAGCAGCGUCCGGACGCAGCUCAGCACCCUCUGCGGCGGCGCCGCCUCGCUCUCCGAUGAAAUGGUAGGGUCCUCGGAGGAUGAACCAUGCUCAGGAGACACGGAUGCGACCGACCUGGGGCAGGAGCACAGCUCCCGCUUGGCUGACCGUGAGCUCAAGGAGAUGCUGCUCAAGAAAUACAGCGGCUGCCUCAGCCGCCUACGGUCCGAGUUCUUGAAGAAGAGGAAGAAAGGGAAACUACCCAAGGAUGCACGGUCGGCUCUGAUGGACUGGUGGAACACGCAUUACCGCUGGCCAUACCCUACGGAAGAGGACAAGGUGAGGCUCGCUGCGAUGACUGGGCUCGACCCGAAGCAGAUCAACAACUGGUUCAUCAACCAGCGGAAGCGGCACUGGAAGCCGUCGGAGGACAUGCGGUUCGCCCUCAUGGAGGGGGUCACCGGAGGUGGAUCCUCCUCCGGGACGACGCUCUACUUUGACACGGGCACGAUCGGACCAUGAAACCGACACCAAUUCCGGUGCGCCGGUUGUGCGAUGGGUGUCGGAUGAUACCAUAAUUAAUCACAUGAAUCGGUAACUUGGUCAUUUUGUCUGAAAUCUGAUUAUUAAUGUGUAUAUGGAUGUGUCCGGACAGUAUCUACAAGGGAGGUGUUCAGGUGACCCUGUAAAAACUUGUCUGAAGUUUACCGUAACAUUGAUGAAUUAGUUGUUCGUAUGCCUACUGAUUACACAGUGAAUCUAAAAGAUGACUGGGAAUUGGGUAUUAAAAGUGGUGUCGACGAUUUGUGAAUGUUGAUCUUACGAAUAUGUGAAGGAUAUAGGGUAUAUUUUCUGUAGCUGAAUC